Molecule: messenger RNA, 2656 nt
Organism: Balaenoptera ricei (Rice's whale)
Lineage: Eukaryota; Metazoa; Chordata; Mammalia; Artiodactyla; Balaenopteridae
Gene: TINF2
Product: TERF1 interacting nuclear factor 2
Exons: 9
Coding region: 358-1797 (479 amino acids)
Biological process (GO): telomere capping; regulation of telomere maintenance via telomere lengthening
Cellular component (GO): shelterin complex
Molecular function (GO): telomeric repeat DNA binding
Source: RefSeq, a predicted model, not a curated record
UCUGGCGACCCAUUGGUUCUCCACUACCACCCUUCUCCCGGGUAGGGAGACUGGUCGCGGAGCCGGAAGCGAAGUAGCCUUUGGGUUCGAGACAGCGGCGGCGUUUAAAGCAGAACGACCUGUUGCCAGUGGAGCUGGCCAGCUUCUCCAUUCAGGCUCCAGCCCGAGUUGGAGGAAAAACCCCGGAAUUCCGGUGGCCCAUGGGAGGGCGCAGUCUCGGAUCGAGAACUAUCCGGCACAGACCGAAAUAGCCGAGCCUGUGAGGGCCACCGGAAACCCCGCCUCUAGGAGGAGUCGGGAAGCCUUGCCAGAGGUAGGAACCCAAAGGGACGGCUCCUGGGGUGGGUCCCGCCGGCCAUGGCCACGCCCCCCGGGGCCGGUCCCGCCGCUCUUCGCUUCGCAGCCGCUGCCUGCUGGCAAGUCGUGCGCGGACGCUGCGUGGAGCAUUUUCCGCGAGUAUUGGAGUUUCUGCGAUCCCUGCGCGCUGCUGCCCCCGGCUUGGUUCGCUACCGGCACCAUGAACGCCUGUGUAUGGGCCUAAAGGCCAAGCUGGUGGUGGAGAUGAUCCUGCAGGGCCGACCUUGGGCUCAGGUUCUGAAUGCCCUGCAUCGCCACUUCCCAGAGUCUGGACCUGCAGUGCGGGACCCCAAAGCCACAAAGCAGGAUCUGAGAAAGAUCUCAGAGGCUCGGGAAACCUUUUGCCAGCAGGUGAAGCAGCUGGCAGAAGCCCCUGUUGAUUUGGCUUCGAAGCUACAGGAACUUGAACAAGAGUAUGGGGAACUUUUUCUGGCUGCCAUGGAAAAGCUGUUUUUUGAAUACCUGUGUCAGCUGGAAAAAGCACUGCCUACGCUGCAGGCACAGCAGCUUCAGGAUGUGCUGAGUUGGAUGCAGCCUGGAGUUUCUAUCACUUCUUCUUUUGUCUUGAGCCAAUAUGGUGUGGACAUGGGGUGGCCACUUCCAGAGUGCUUUGCUACUGAUUCAAUGAACAUGACAGAGCCUAUGGAGCAGAGUCCUCCCCAGCAACCAAGACCAGCACUCCACGACCCUCUGCCAAAAGCCCGGCCUGGCCCACACCUUCCUCAGGGUCCAGCCUCAAGGAAGCACCCGGAACCUUUGACUGGCCACCACUUCAAUCUGGCCCCUCUAGGCCGGCGAAGAAUCCAGUCCCGGUGGGCAUCCACUAGCAAAGGCCAUAAGGAGCGCCCCACAGUCAUGCUGUUCCCCUUUAGGAAUCUGGGUUCACCAACGCAGGUCAUAUCUAAGCCUGGGAACAGGGAAGAACAUGGGACACACACAUUAGAUCCAGCAGGUGCUGUGGGCACCAGAGCAGCCUCGACUGGCAAGUCUAGGAGUCCGUCCAAGACCCUGGGAGGAAGGGCUCUGAAGGAGAACCCAAUUGACUUGUCUGCCUCAGAGCAAAAGGAGAACUGCUUGGAUUGCCCCAUGGAACCCCUGAGAUUGUCAUUAUCGCCUCCUAGGGCCAGGAAGUCAGUGCGUCCUCCAUCUCUGUGCAGCUCUGACAUUACUAUAGGGGACCUGGUUUUGGACUCCGACGAGGAAGAAAAUGGCCAGAGGGAAGGAAGGCCUGAUCCUAGACCCUCAGAGGUGACUCAUCCUCUUCUACAGGAUCCUCCUUCUGUGCCCUCCUUACCGAAAGCCUUGGCCACAUCCCCGGGACAGUUGCAGCCUCCGUCCUGCAAAGUAAGGAGCACUAUGAAGAGAGAGCAUGGAUGCCCCAAGCCCUCUAGGAGGUCCCAGUGGCCCACCUCAAAGCUGACAGGAACCCAGGAGUCCUGAGUCACCUCUACCAGAGCCUCCAGACCUGCCAGAGAACCCAGAUGUCUGGCAGCCUCACACCCUACCCUGCCCUUGGCCUUACGGAAAUGAUGUGGCCUUUGAGGCCAUGGGCAGCAUCUGCGCACUCCAUCACUGCGCUCAGCUGUGGAUACCCCACUCCGGUCUUCUUCCGGGUGGUACACACAGAGCCUGAGAAGAACGUGACAAGGAUGAGAGGAAAGUUCUCCACAGGUGUCUGCCACUGAAGCAGUGGCCAGUGGCCCCCAGUGAACCAGCUUACCUGGUCCAAUUCCCACUUUGAUGAUGUCAGCCCCAGAGAGAAUCAGCUCUUCCACCAUCUCUCCUGUUACCACAUUCCCUGCCUGGGACAGAACCAUCAAAACAGAGCAUUCUUAGGGUCAGAAAAAGAGGCAAUUGCAUGCUUCCAGCAUUAUUACAAAGAAGAGUACCUCGGUUCCCUCUAUCUGGGCCCUCUGAGGGCUUUUAGACCAGUCACUUCAAAGGACCCUGCUUUCCAAGCUGAGGUAAGGGGGUGAGUGGCCAGUGUCACUGUUGUACUGGGGUAAAGCGGGGGUCCAACUGGAACAAGCUCACAUCUGAUUUACAGUAGAUUUAUCUCCCCCUCCCCUCCAAAAGACUCAAACACAUCCUUUGCUUAAGCUGUUAUGUCAUGAAACCUCUCUGGCUUCCGGGAAACGGGGAGGACAUGGUACUGUCGGCUAAAUACCCAUCUACACAAUUGUAUUUGCUUUUGAUGGACAGAACAGAGAGACCCCUCAAUGCUGCGAAGAAAGUAAGGCCUUGUCAUCACUCCCCUGAGCUUGUAAAAAAAAAUAAAAUAAAACAUCAUUUCAUGCAA